Meloidogyne enterolobii is the source of this 367-nucleotide messenger RNA. The record is from the annotation of a GenBank genome assembly. NCBI's taxonomy places the organism in Eukaryota, Metazoa, Nematoda, Chromadorea, Rhabditida, Meloidogynidae.
AUGAACCUCCCACCAUCAACAAGUGGAGCAGGGGGAAUGAUGCUACCGCCUCCUGGUUUGAGUACUGCUAGUGGAGUAUCAAUUGCAAUGAGUUCUGGGGGGCCUAUGCCUGGUGGACAUCAACAACAGAUAUUAGAAAAUUCUUCACUGCUCAGCGAUUUUGAUAUUCACUCCCAACAGCAGCAACAACAACAAAUGAAUUCGACCUCAGGUCUUUGGCCUCCUCCACCUCAAACAUCAAGUAUUGAUUCAGCUGCAGCUUCAGCUGGUAGUGAUCAAUGGGAAUUGAAGUGUGCAAAAGUAUAGCCAUAAAAACAAAAAAAAAGAAAAUAAAAUUAUUAGAAAAGCAUGGAUUAAAGAAAAAAUA